Molecule: messenger RNA, 1356 nt
Organism: Exophiala dermatitidis NIH/UT8656
Lineage: Eukaryota; Fungi; Ascomycota; Eurotiomycetes; Chaetothyriales; Herpotrichiellaceae
Product: elongator complex protein 2
Exons: 1
Coding region: 1-1356 (451 amino acids)
Biological process (GO): coenzyme A biosynthetic process
Molecular function (GO): dephospho-CoA kinase activity
Source: RefSeq, a predicted model, not a curated record
AUGACUUCCCCAGAUCAAAACGGACCAGGACCAGUCUCUCUUCUCCUCCUCCCAGCACUUGCGCUGGGCUCCACCACAGCCUCGCAGACAUCAGCAUACAAACGAACCUUUGAAACACUUUUACCCAGAUUAGUACCGAAGGGAGACUCUCAGUCGUCGCAGACGACAACCAUCACAACUGCCAUUUCCCGACUCGACGUCGCCAUCGUCUUAUCACCAACAUACCCGAUCUCACCACUGACCCCACGGGCAGCAGUCUUCCGCCCCUACCAGCAACUCCUAGCCGAGACAUACAGCUUGAUCUGCGCGGUCGCCGCCGAAACGGAAGUCGAACUCGACUUUCCAGGUGGAUUGGACGUGCGUUUGUUUCAACUAGAAUCUCGAGUCGACCAACUGCCCCAACAACUCCGGGGCAAGCAAUUUCUGUCUGGGCCCAUUGUCGAUAUCCAGACUUUUGGGCUGGCCGCUUCCUCUCGCUCUUACACGACCAUCUAUUCAAUUGAAGGAGAGGUCGGCGAGGGCCACCUUAAAGCCCUAACGACGGCAUGGCAAGCAACAGGGAACAAAACUGCUCCGCCUGUUCAGCGGCUUCCUAGCGGUCCUGCAAUGACCAUUCCCAUGACCAACUCCACCACCACAGGACAAACCUCACGCUUCUCCUCCUCUCCGCCGCUCCAAGAGGGCGAGGUCGAUGGUCCGGUCUCAACACACAAAGCCGUCGCCGUCGGCGGCACCUUUGACCAUCUACACAUCGGUCACAAGUUACUGUUGACCGGCACUCUGCUGGCUGCCGAGCCGCCCUCAACCAACGAAACCGGACAAGACAAAACCCGCCGAACCAUCACCGUCGGCAUCACGGGUGACGCACUACUCGUGAACAAAAAGUACGGCUCUGUCGUGGAACCCUGGUCGCUCCGCCAACAACGCACAGCAGAGUUCGUCGAGUCCAUCCUGGUUUUCCAUCCCGACGUGGCAUCGAUCAAAACCACAGAGUAUAUCGACGAGCCUGGCCCCAAUGGAAAGGUGGUACAUGUCACUUAUGGCGGCGAAAUCGCCAUCAAUUACACCCAGAUUUCAGACCCGUAUGGCCCCACCAUCACAGACGAGAACAUCAGUGCUCUAGUGAUAUCAGGGGAAACCAGGGCAGGCGGCAAGGCUGUCAAUGAUAAACGAAAAGAAAAGGGGUGGAAGGAACUCGAGAUCUUCGAGGUGGACGUUCUGGAUGCCAGCCUCGCAAUGGAUGGCCAUGAAGGAGACGGUCAGAAGCAAAAGAAGGAAAGUUUCGAGAGCAAAAUAAGUAGCACCAAUAUCAGAAAGAGACUGCUGGAGAUGAGCGCAACGGGCGCUGGACAAUAA